Messenger RNA from Sebastes umbrosus (honeycomb rockfish), 1673 nucleotides. It is a transcript of the gene eif2s1b, whose product is annotated as eukaryotic translation initiation factor 2, subunit 1 alpha b. The record is from RefSeq and is a predicted model, not a curated record. NCBI's taxonomy places the organism in Eukaryota, Metazoa, Chordata, Actinopteri, Perciformes, Sebastidae. Gene Ontology annotation, molecular function: translation initiation factor activity; ribosome binding; RNA binding. Gene Ontology annotation, cellular component: eukaryotic translation initiation factor 2B complex; eukaryotic 48S preinitiation complex; multi-eIF complex. The coding region runs from base 175 to 1122 and encodes 315 amino acids. The transcript is spliced from 8 exons.
AAAAGCCCCCGACUAUCACUUCCGGGUCGAGUACCAUUAGCACCUCCUGAUGAGUGUGAGCUAGCGGGCCCGACUGAUUCAUCUAAAACACCUCACAGGAAACACAACGGGACAUCUAAACACGUCCAGUAGUGAACAGUCAAGUGUAUCGUUGUGUAAACAUAUGACACAGCGAUGCCGGGGCUCAGCUGUCGAUUUUACCAGCACCGGUUCCCAGAGGUGGAGGAUGUUGUGAUGGUGAACGUGAGGUCCAUCGCCGAGAUGGGCGCCUACGUCAGCCUCUUGGAGUACAACAACAUCGAGGGCAUGAUCCUCCUGAGCGAGCUGUCGCGUCGACGUAUCCGCUCCAUCAACAAGCUCAUCCGCAUCGGCCGCAACGAGUGCGUGGUCGUCAUCCGAGUAGACAAAGAGAAGGGAUACAUUGAUUUAUCAAAAAGAAGAGUUUCACCAGAGGAGGCCAUCAAGUGUGAAGAUAAAUUCACCAAAUCUAAAACUGUGUACAGCAUCCUGCGACACGUGGCAGAGGUGCUGGAAUACAGUAAGGACGAGCAGCUAGAGAGCUUGUACCAGCGCACCGCCUGGGUGUUCGACGAGAAAUACAAGCGGCCAGGAUACGGAGCUUAUGACGUCUUCAAACAGGCUGUAUCAGAUCCUGCCAUUCUGGAUUGCCUGGAGUUAACGGAGGAAGAGAGGAAUGUGCUGAUUGAUAACAUCAACAGACGACUCACUCCACAGGCUGUCAAAAUCAGAGCAGACAUUGAAGUGGCGUGCUACGGGUAUGAGGGCAUUGAUGCCGUGAAGGAAGCUCUGAGGGCCGGUCUCGGCUGCUCCACAGAGGCCAUGCCCAUCAAGAUCAACCUGAUCGCUCCCCCUCGCUACGUGAUGACAACGACCACUCUGGAGCGCACAGAGGGCCUGUCUGUCCUCAACCAGGCCAUGGCUGCCAUCAAGGAGAAGAUCGAGGAGAAGAGAGGCGUCUUUAACAUCCAGAUGGAGCCGAAGGUGGUGACGGACACGGAUGAGACAGAGCUCGCCCGGCAGCUGGAGAGGCUAGAGCGGGAGAACGCCGAGGUGGACGGAGACGACGACGCCGAGGAGAUGGAGGCCAAAGCGGAGGACUAGAGUCGGUCCUCGCAGGAAGGCUGUUGGAGGGAAAAACAUCAGAGGAGAAAUGUGGACAGACGUGACAGCAGUCAGUCAGUCCAGCAGAUGUUAACUUUCACAUUUCAAACAUUAACUGGCGUUGAUAGUUUAUUGGCAAACGUCCCGGUUUGUUCUUUAACAAGAAGAUGGUGACACAUAAAGCUGUCUUCAGAUGCAGGCAUGGAAGGAAAGUUAAAUUACAAAUUAAACAACAAUAUAGUUCCUAUUUUUAAAGUACACCAAUUUGAAUAAGUAAUAACUCUAAAACAACAAAAGCUGUUUACAAGCAGUGGCCUUCACUUAGCUCUUGCUUAAGUGCCCAGUGUCUUCAGUAACCAUGGCGCUUCAUCUCUGUUCGGUACUGGAUGGGAUUUGAUUUAGAGGGGUAACACAAAGGCUCGUCUGUCUCAACACCGCUCAGUGGUGACUUCAUGUGCUGUUUCUCUUCCAGUUUAAAGGUUUUUACUGGCAAGACCUGCUCUUGUUUAGCUCACAUGGCAUCAAUAAAGUUCUGGAAGUUUUGAUCUCAA